Molecule: messenger RNA, 4062 nt
Organism: Mytilus trossulus (common blue mussel)
Lineage: Eukaryota; Metazoa; Mollusca; Bivalvia; Mytilida; Mytilidae
Product: putative pre-mRNA-splicing factor ATP-dependent RNA helicase PRP1
Exons: 13
Coding region: 34-2232 (732 amino acids)
Cellular component (GO): intracellular anatomical structure; spliceosomal complex
Molecular function (GO): ATP binding; RNA binding; RNA helicase activity
Source: RefSeq, a predicted model, not a curated record
UUGCCGUAUUGCAUUUAAUAGGGUAACAACAAAAUGUCGAAAAGACACAGAAUCGACGUUGGCGACUCUUUGCCAAAACGUACACGGGAAGAAAUGGAUAAAAACAUGUCCAAAGAUGAUAAACCUUCAAAAAGUAUAUUUGAGGAGUUCAAUAUACAAAAACCAACAAUUAAGAUGAAUCCAUUUACAGGGAUGCCAUAUACACCCAGAUUCUUUGAACUAUUCAACAAAAGAUCUCUUCUGCCUGUAUGGGAAUACAAAGAUAAAUUUCAUGAUGUACUAGAAAAACAUCAGUGUUUGGUAUUGGUAGGGGAAACAGGUUCUGGUAAAACAACUCAGAUUCCCCAAUGGUGUCUGGAAUGGGUCAGAGCAAGAUUCAAUAAGAAGGGUGUAGCUUGUACCCAGCCUAGGAGAGUAGCAGCUAUGUCUGUAGCACAGCGUGUGUCCGAGGAAAUGGAUGUGUGCCUGGGGUCAGAGGUUGGAUACAGUAUACGAUUUGAAGACUGCACAUCAUCAAGAACUUUAUUAAAAUAUAUGACAGAUGGUAUGUUGUUACGAGAAGCUAUGUCUGACCCUUUACUUGAGAAUUAUGGGAUAGUCAUGCUUGAUGAGGCUCAUGAACGUACACUGGCCACAGAUAUAUUAAUGGGUUUGUUAAAGGAAGUCAGUAAACAAAGAAAAGACUUGAAGAUCAUCAUUAUGAGUGCUACAUUGGAUGCUGGAAAGUUUCAGCAUUAUUUUGACAAUGCACCAUUAAUGACAGUACCUGGUCGUACACAUCCUGUGGAGAUCUUCUACACACCAGAACCAGAAAGAGAUUACUUGGAGGCUGCCAUCAGAACUGUUAUACAGAUCCAUAUGUGUGAAGAGAUGGCUGGAGAUUGUCUGCUCUUUUUGACAGGACAGGAGGAAAUAGAUGAAGCCUGCAAGAGAAUACAGAGAGAAGUUGAAAAUCUUGGACCAGAAGUUGGAGACAUGAAAUGUAUACCUUUAUAUUCUACACUACCACCAAAUCUACAACAGAGAAUUUUUGAGCCAGCACCUCCUAACAAGCCUAAUGGAGCCAUUGGAAGAAAAAUAGUUGUGUCAACAAAUAUUGCAGAAACAUCACUGACAAUUGAUGGUGUUGUUUUUGUCAUAGAUCCAGGAUUUGCUAAACAGAAAGUAUAUAAUCCACGUAUCAGAGUAGAGUCAUUACUUGUAACUGCCAUCAGUAAAGCCAGUGCUCAGCAGAGAGCUGGUAGAGCAGGACGUACAAAACCAGGAAAAUGUUUCCGUCUAUAUACAGAGAAGGCUUAUAAACAGGAAAUGCAAGACAAUACAUACCCGGAAAUCUUACGAUCAAAUCUUGGAUCUGUUGUUUUACAGUUGAAAAAGCUUGGAAUUGAUGAUUUAGUCCAUUUUGAUUUCAUGGAUCCUCCAGCCCCAGAAACUUUAAUGAGAGCUUUAGAGUUAUUAAAUUACUUAGCAGCUUUAGAUGAUGAUGGAGAGCUGACAGAACUUGGGUCAAUGAUGGCAGAGUUUCCACUUGACCCACAGUUAGCUAAAAUGGUCAUAGCCAGUUGUGAUUUUGGAUGUUCCAAUGAAAUCCUCUCCAUUACAGCAAUGUUGUCAGUCCCACAGUGCUUUGUGAGACCCACUGAAGCUAAGAAAGCAGCUGAUGAAGCCAAGAUGAGAUUUGCACACAUAGAUGGAGACCACCUGACAUUGCUAAAUGUGUACCAUGCCUUUAAGCAAAGUCAAGAAGAUCCACAGUGGUGUUAUGACAACUUUGUGAACUACAGAUCAUUGAAGAGUGCAGAUAACGUGAGACAACAGUUGGCCAGAAUUAUGGACCGCUUUAAUUUACGACGAACAAGUACAGACUUUUCGAGCCGGGAUUACUACAUCAAUAUCAGAAAGGCUUUGGUGUCUGGAUUUUUCAUGCAGGUUGCACAUUUAGAAAGGACAGGACAUUAUCUUACAGUAAAAGACAACCAAGUUGUCCAGCUUCAUCCUUCAACAUGUCUCGAUCACAAACCAGAAUGGGUGCUUUACAAUGAAUUUGUAUUGACUACAAAGAAUUAUAUACGUACAGUCUCAGAUGUCAAACCUGAAUGGUUAGUUGCAAUAGCACCUCAAUAUUAUGAUAUGGACAAUUUCCCUCAAUGUGAAGCUAAGAGACAACUAGAAAGAAUUAUAGCAAAGUUUGAAUCUAAAAAGUUUCAACAGGAAGGAGCUGCAACAUAUUGAUGAUAUUGUGAAAUUAGUUAUGUUAUAUGUAAACAGUUACAUUUAAUGUCAUCUGUGAAAGAAUCAUAGCUAUCCUUCAUUUUGUCUGGACUAUUUCUCUCUAUAUGGGGAGACAACUCAUGAGGGUUGAUAUGAUGCUUUAUUGUUACGGUUAACAUGGAAAUUCUUGUUGACUGAUGUUUUAAUGAUUACUGGAACAUUCAAAGCUGGUUUAUUUAUCACAAAUUAACUUACUGAAAUAAAUAAUCAUUAUUGAAACAAAAGAUUUCAGCUUUGAAAGUUAUAGGUUAACAUUGUACAUUUCAUCAUAUUUUGUCAAUUUUAUAUGAGCGUAAAUUAUCAAUAUAUCAUGAUAAAUGUCAUUCUAAAGUAAAUGUAUGAGACCAAGGAUAGAAGGAUUUUUUUUCUUUUGCAUGCCAUAAGACAAUAUUGCCUGUGCUUUCCCAUACAACCUAGUAUGUCUUGAUAUUCUCCUUUAUGUUGUUUCUGAGAUAACCCCCCAUAUUAUACAGGAACUGGUAGUUGUGUAUUGAUCACACUAGCUGACUAGGACUUUUAAAUACUUGAAAGGUUAAAUUACAUAUUCCAUUGUUAUAUCUCUUCAAAUGUCUCAGUAUGCUCAGCAUUGUUAGGGUAUCAUGAUCUAGCAGUGUUAUACAUUGAUAAAUUCUUCAUAAUUGCAUUAUACAAAUUUUAUUUUGUAUAAGAAUUUGGAAACUGCAUACAUUUGAGAGCAGCAAAAACAAAAGAGCAAAAGGGUCACAGAAACAGUCAAAACAUCUUAAUGUCACCUGCUUUAGAGAGAUUUGCAACAUUAGUUUAUUAAAAAUGCAGACCUUGCAAGGGCUGUUUAGCCAGUCAAGGUCGUUAAAAACUUUCAUCACCAUGCCAGCAAUGAUGCACCUGCAGAUAUACCAUGGGACAAAUUGUAUAUCACAAAACUCAAAGUUUAAUGGUUUAUUUACUUAAAAUUAGUUUUCUUUAUGAUUUGGGAAAUUAAAGGCUGUAGUUUCAAAAUUAAGUAUAAAUCACUGCAACUACACAUUCUUCACAUUAUAAUAGUAGCUAGCGGACGAACCCCCUUUGAAAACAAAUAAGCACUGUUAAAGUCAAUAUUCUGUUGGAAUUGUUACUGUUAAAGUCUUGUUUGUGAGUCCAACAAACCCCCCCCCCCUUUGGAAAUUCCUGGCUACAUGCCCGAGCGGUAUAAUUUAACAGAAGUCAAUAAUCUGUAAAUUAUGACAGAUAGGUAUUUGGGAACAUUCAAAUAUCUUUCUAGUAAUGGUGAAUUCACUGUUUUAGUAUACAAUACAUUCUGGGUAAUAUUAUCGAAAGGGUAACCAAAAUGUUGUGACAUUUUUUUUUUCUUUAUGGGAUGCAAAAAAUAGAAUUACCCAUAGUUCUUUAUAUUCUGAAACCUGCAAUUGAUGUGUACUUGUUUCAUAAAUUAAUAACCCAACAGGUAUCACAACAGUGCUUUCUCUAAGAGUUCUGGACCUGAAAAAGCAUCUAGAAAGUUGACUGUUAUGUCUAUCAAUUUAUACAACUAUGGAUACAUUGAGUCUGAAGAAACAUUUUGUCAAAAAUAAAGAGGAAAAUAUUCUUAUAUCUAGUACACUGUGGUGAUUCCUGUCAAGGACUAGAUAGAAAUAAAAAUGAUAGUUAAAGAUAUUUUAUUUUUUUUAAAUAUUAUAUUAAGCUGUGCAGGUGUUUUAUUAAAACAGCUAUAUAAAUAGUUUAUCCCAGUUCAAAUGUCAAAUUUUACUGAAAGAUUAUGUUAACUCAUUUUAUAUUGUUGUCUGUAUAAUUAAAAUUGUUAUAGAGAUCAUA